AUGAAACAACUUCUCUUACUCUUUAUUGCCGCUGGCAUCGCUGCAACAGCAGGUGCGCAAAACAGUGAGCCGCUUCAUAUUCAUUUGAAAGAAAAAACGGAAUGCGGGUUUGAUAAAGUGAUCCAGAAAUUAAAUGUUCCAUACAGUGUAUUGGUCAAUGCCUACCGCCCGGCCAAUGCCCCGUCUACUACAGCCGCCAAGGGUGCCGGCAUUGUUUAUGAUAUUCCGGUGGUAUUCCAUAUUAUUUACGGUCCGGGACAAGCAUCCUUUAACCUGCCGGACAGUAUCAUCCAGAACCAGUAUUUCGGAGAUGGAAAUGGAGACAUUGAUUCCCUGGAGCGCAUUAAGAAAACAGCCGAAGGGGGCAAAGACCCAUGGCCAACGAAACGCUAUCUCAAUAUUUGGAUAGCCAAUCUCUCUGAUUCGGUGGGGCAGAUCGGGGUAUUGGGCUAUGCCAUUCCACCUUUAAACCCGAUACCUGCCAACUGGCCUGCCGGUGCCGACCAGGAUUUAUUAACGCUGACAGAUGGUGUAGUGCUGCAAACCCAUGCCGUUGGCGCCAACAACUCUUUAAGUCCGGCACUGCAAGGGCUAUAUACCAAGGGACGCUGCGCUGUACAUGAAGUAGGUCAUUACCUCGGCCUGAUGCAUAUUUUCGGAUCUAAUGGCGGCGGUACCGGAAGCUGCGGGGCAAUGGCAGACGAUGGCAUUAAUGAUACCCCUGAGCAAAGCCAGAUCUCCUUCACCAAUUCUGGCUGCCCGUCGGCCACCAAAAAUACUUGUGGCGCCGGCACGCCCGGCGACUUGCCGGAUAUGAAUAAGGCUUCAUGGGACGGUGCGGUUACUGAGGGUGUCACUAAGUUGAUAUUCAAUUUGGUAAUGAAGCUGCUGAUUGCUGACCAAACAUCCGUUGCGACGCUCCGUUCAACUGAGGAGCGAACGCUUAAUAUUUAUUUGCCGGCAGGAUAUGAUAGCAACAAGGCCGGACAAUACCCGGUCAUCUACCUGCUGGACGGAUCUAUGAACGAAGACUUCCUGCAUAUCACGGGCCUUGUCCAGUUUUUCCAGCUCAUGAUGAACAUGCCUAAUACCAUUGUCGUAGGUAUUGCCAAUGUAGACCGGAAACGCGAUUUCACCUUCCCAACCACCAUUGCCGCCGAUAAAAAACAGUACCCGACAACGGGGCAUUCCGAAAGUUUUAUCCGUUUUAUGGAGCAGGAGCUACAACCCUAUAUCCAAUCACACUACAAAACCAGCGCUACCAAAUACCUGAUCGGGCAAUCAUUGGGCGGUUUGGUGGCCACAGAAAUACUGCUCAAAAAGCCUUCCUUGUUUACCCAUUAUAUUAUUGUGAGUCCCAGCCUUUGGUGGGAUAAUGAAUCAUUGCUACAACAAGCGCCCGCACUACUGGCCCGGCAAGGCAAUGACUCCAUACGCGUAAUGAUCUCUGUAGGAAAGGAAGGAAAAAUAAUGGAGCAAGACGCCGCGGCUUUAGCAACAACCUUAAAAAACGCAGGUCCUAAACAUCGUAAGAUCGACUUUAAUAAAAUGCUGAAAGAGAACCAUGCGACCAUACUGCACCUCAGCGUUUACGAAUCAUUAAAGCAGCUUUUUCCUUACAAGGAGAAUUGA
Ostertagia ostertagi is the source of this 1632-nucleotide messenger RNA. NCBI's taxonomy places the organism in Eukaryota, Metazoa, Nematoda, Chromadorea, Rhabditida, Trichostrongylidae. The record is from the annotation of a GenBank genome assembly.